AUGGACACACCUCCAUUUCUCAGGGCGCCCCGCACACCAAUAUACAGUGAUCGCUUCAUCCCCAGCAGAGCAACAUCAUCCCGCUUGGAAGGCUACUCGCUGUUGGACAGAGCGGGGGUGGCAGAUGAAACUGCGCAUGUGUCAGAGCGGGAGGAGGCCAGCGGGGCUUACACCCAGCUGCUGCGCACAGAGUUGCUCGGGCUACCCCCCAGCCAGCUGUCCACACCUGACAGACAUGGCAGCACCUCCAAUGGCUUUGUCAGCCCCACCAGCAGUCCUGCAAGGAAGAUCUUUAGGUUCCAGUGCGGAGAUGCAGCAAGCCCAAUAGCUGGAGCGCCAUUACAGUCUCCCUAUGCCACGUCAAACAUGGGCCGCGACACAUCUCUGGGAUCCCCAUUGACGAGCCCAAAACGGGCACAGCGGAAGAUUGCUCGUUCCCCAUUCAAGGUGCUGGAUGCACCGCAGCUGCAAGAUGACUUCUAUCUGAACCUAGUGGACUGGUCAAGCCAGAAUGUGUUGGCUGUGGGCCUGGGCACCUGUGUGUACCUGUGGUCUGCCUGCACCUCAAAGGUGACAAAGCUGUGCGAGUUUCCGGCGGGACCUGGAGGGGACAGCGUGUGCAGCGUGUCGUGGAGCCAACGAGGCACAUACCUGUCUGUGGGCACCAACAGCGGCAUUGUGCAGAUCUGGGACGUGGCAAAAGUGAAGAUGGUGCGGACCAUGGGUGGGCACAGGGGGAGGGUGGGCACCAUGGCGUGGAGCAGCCACCUGCUCAGCAGCGGCUCAAGGGACCGCAACAUCCUGCAGCGUGACAUCCGCGCUCCAGAGGACUUCCAGCACAAGCUCCUGGGGCACCGCUCUGAGGCAAGCCCUCUGCAUGCAACUGGUCUCCCCCUGGUGUGCGGCCUAAAGUGGUCACCAGACGACAGGGAGAUAGCCUCUGGGGGCAACGACAACCAGCUGUACAUCUGGGGCCUGCACUCCACCAGCCCGGUGCUCAAAUUCAGCAGCCACACAGCCGCAGUCAAGGCCAUUGCCUGGUCGCCGCACCAGCAUGGCCUGCUGGCAUCUGGCGGCGGCACUGCUGAUCGCUGCAUCCGUUUCUGGAAUACUGCCACAUCAUCCAGCCUCAACAGCAUAGACACAGGCAGCCAAGUCUGCAAUCUGCUGUGGAGCAAGAACGUGAACGAGAUUGUGAGCACGCAUGGGUACAGCCAGAACCAGAUCGUUGUCUGGAAGUACCCGUCCAUGAGCAAGCUGGCUACACUGACUGGCCACACCCUCAGAGUGCUGUACCUGGCCGUCUCGCCUGAUGGCCAGACAAUCGUUACAGGGGCAGGGGAUGAGACGUUGCGGUUUUGGAAUGUGCUGCCGGGGCCAAAGUCGCAGGGCUCUGGGAAUGACUCAUCUGUCAGCUCCAUGAUGAGGACCCUCAUCAGAUGA
This is a messenger RNA of Coccomyxa subellipsoidea C-169, 1443 nucleotides long. Its product is annotated as WD40 repeat-like protein. Gene Ontology annotation, biological process: positive regulation of ubiquitin protein ligase activity; positive regulation of anaphase-promoting complex-dependent catabolic process; anaphase-promoting complex-dependent catabolic process. Gene Ontology annotation, molecular function: ubiquitin ligase activator activity; anaphase-promoting complex binding; protein binding. The coding region runs from base 1 to 1443 and encodes 480 amino acids. Lineage: Eukaryota; Viridiplantae; Chlorophyta; Trebouxiophyceae; Coccomyxaceae. The transcript is spliced from 9 exons. Gene Ontology annotation, cellular component: anaphase-promoting complex. The record is from RefSeq and is a predicted model, not a curated record.